UCAUUCUCAAGUUCCACAAAUAAGCAUAUAUCCUUUACAACUAUAUACAAAAUCCCCAUGACACCCAUUCUAAUGGUAUUGGUCUUCUUCUUCUUCUCAGGUGAAUUUAUGAAAUUGUCUUCAGCUACACUUUUCACCAUUCAAAACAGCUGCAGCUACACAAUCUGGCCGGGGACACUAUCCGGCGAUGGCGCCACCCUUCUCGGCGGCGGCGGCUUCGCAUUGGCCCCCGGCGACACCGUCCAGCUUCCUGCCCCGCCGGGUUGGUCGGGCCGGUUCUGGGCCCGAACCGGCUGCAGCUUCGACGAGGCCGGUGCCGGCAGCUGCGCCACCGGCGACUGCGGCGGCGGGAUCAGGUGCACCGGCGGCGGAGCUCCGCCGGUGUCCCUGGUGGAAUUCACGCUAGGGAGCGCCGACGGAGCGGCGAAGGACUUCUACGACGUCAGCCUGGUCGACGGCUACAACGUCGGCGUCGCCGUCCGGCCGUCCGGCGGCGCCGGAGAAUGCCAGUCCGCCGGGUGCGUGGCGGACUUGAACGCCGACUGCCCGGAGGAGCUGGAGGUGGUGGACGGCAGCGGCGCGGUGGUGGCGUGCAAGAGCGCGUGCCUGGCGUUCAACACGGCGGAGUUCUGCUGCACCGGCGAGCACGCGACGGCGGCGACGUGCCCGGCGACGCCGUACUCGGCGGUGUUCAAAAGCGCGUGCCCGACGGCGUACAGCUACGCCUACGACGACAUGUCCAGCACGUGCACUUGUACGGACUCUGAUUAUUUUAUUACUUUCUGCCCCUCCACCUGAUCCAAUCCAUGGUAAUACAAUUGUGUUUGGUUGUGUUUAAAAGAAUUUUCGAUAUUAUUUGUUUUAAUUUAAA
Molecule: messenger RNA, 871 nt
Organism: Andrographis paniculata
Lineage: Eukaryota; Viridiplantae; Streptophyta; Magnoliopsida; Lamiales; Acanthaceae
Product: pathogenesis-related thaumatin-like protein 3.5
Exons: 2
Coding region: 58-798 (246 amino acids)
Biological process (GO): defense response
Cellular component (GO): extracellular region
Source: RefSeq, a predicted model, not a curated record